Molecule: messenger RNA, 3121 nt
Organism: Ostrea edulis (European flat oyster)
Lineage: Eukaryota; Metazoa; Mollusca; Bivalvia; Ostreida; Ostreidae
Exons: 10
Coding region: 396-1643 (415 amino acids)
Source: RefSeq, a predicted model, not a curated record
CUUCAUCAAUGCGCGCACCUUUCUGAAGAGGACGUUUGUAAAAUAUUGUCUAUUUAAAGGAAACCACGAAUGUGUAUUGAAUACCUAUUAAUACACUAUAAACUUGUCAACUGUGUUCUGGGAAAUCAGAUUACCUAUAUCUUCCUCAUGCCAUUGCGAUUUAAAUGCAAAUGCCAAUCGCUUCAACUGGGUAGUCCGUAAUUGUAGUUAAAGUAACUAACGUUUCUGAUUACAGAUUUGGGAUUUCUGUCUCUAACGAGAAAAUAAAAUACUGUAGAACAAUUACCAUAUAACUUAUUCUAAUUUAUUCAAGUACUCGAUAAUCGGAUAUUCCAGAAAUUACUCGGGAUGACGGACUUGCUGUUUCAUGAAUUCUCGUAUACCAAGCAUAGAACAUGAAUAUCGACGAGAGGGAGGAAGAAGAGGAUUCAGUAACCUCCAGUGAAAGUAUCAGUUCGACAUAUAAUACCAGUGAUCCUAUUGACAAUUUGCCAUCCGUGUCGAACUCGGAGGACAGCUCUCAAAAUGGGGAUGCAGAAAGAUGUUGCAUCUGUUUGUUAUACUACACAGAAGAUGACAACGACAGAAAACUUCCCCUGAAAUGUGGUCAUGUAUUUCAUUCAGACUGUAUUGAGCCGUGGCUACGACAGAAUGGGACAUGUCCAUUGUGUAGAACCAAAAUUCGAGACGUCACACCCGCUGAGCCCAGAACCAUGUUUAUUCCAAUCGCACAACUUAUCAGCCUAGCUCAAGCCCGUUUCCGAGAACAAGAAAUAUCCAUACGUACCCUGACAAGCACAGAACACAUGACGAUUGGCCAGUUGAUAGAACGACAAAGAAUCGUACCUACCCGGACAGCCCCGGUAAACACGAUGAAUGAUAAUACAAGUUCAAGAUCAAUACGAACUCAGACUCCAGUAAACUCAACAAACAAUGACAGGCCUUCUAACGACCAAAGUUCCGAUAGCCGCUGCGGUGCAAUAAUCAUUGUAGGAUUACUUGUGUGUGGAUGGAUUGCGGUUUACCUUUCCUCAUUCUAUUCUGGGGAAUUUGAUUUAAAAACAAUGGAUCCUCAGUCACGAACUACCACUCGUUAUAAAAGUUCUUGCACAAAGUUUCCAGUUCGUGAGGCAGGACAUUUUCGGGAAAUUGAAAUUGAAUUUGAAGUAUUUCCAAAUAUCCCUAAAGCUCAAUACAUUGCAAAUAGCCGAGCGAUAUAUGCGACAGAUAAUUCAAAUAUUCAGUUGGGUUUAGCCACCUAUGAAAAUGCAGUUUUGAAAUACUCAACGAACAGUGUCUUUGUCGAAUUGGAGCUUACUGUAUUAGAUCUAGAGGAAGGUAGAAGAAAAUGGCGUCUCUCCGCAUGGAAAAAAGGCUAUUUAAUGCAGAACGUCACAUUCAUAGAAACUUUUGAACAGCCUCGACCGCUUAAAUUUCUUUUUAGAAUUGAGUCUAAACGCAUUCGGCUAUCAGUUUAUAAUAACCAUGGCAAAAGUUUUCCUUAUCUUAGGGUAUUUAAAGAAGGUUUUUCUGAUCUUAGGGUGUUUGAAAAUUUUCGGAUAAAUAGCGCAAUCUAUUUAUGUGCUGGCAUGGAACCACCUGUACUUCCUACGAAAAUAUUGUACAAAGUAAAGAAUUUAUAAUUAUUUUUUAGGAAAUUUCCGAACAUAAUUAAUGGGGAUUAUUUCCAUCAUACCAAAUAUAGUGUACAUGUAAUUCACUUGCAUAUUUUACACCAGAUAAGUUAAAAUGAUUUAUGCUGCGUCACUUGAAUGUCAUUGUUAUCAUUGCGACUCCGUGUUGAAAUACCUGUGUGAAUUCAGAUAUCUUAUCAUUAAGGUAGCUCCACACUCACAUUUUUAUCUGAUAAAAGUAUAGAGAGUGUAUCUAUUUCCAUUGUUAAAGUUAAAACUAAUAAAUUAUAUUAUCAAAUAAAAUGUAUAGGUCAUCGCACUUUUUAAGAUGCGAGACAUGCAUACACAGAAUCAUAUAUCAACGUAAGAAAAAUGCAAUUUUCCUUAAACAGCAUUAUCAAAAUUUCACAUAAACUGGUUAUGACGAUAUAGUAGUAUUCAUAACAAUUUCAUGAAACUUUCUUCACAAAAAUAUACAAAUGUUUGUGAAAAAUAAAGGAAAGCUAUCGCAUAACGAACUUGAUAGAGAAAUCAAUAGAAACAGAGUUAUUCCUCUUGGGUUCAAUGUUUUGAAACAUAUCAGAUUAUCUUUGUUUAUCCAUUUAUGUUCUUAAUUCGUUUCACUCAAACGAACAUAAAUCACUUACCAUAUAAAACAACGCAUUGUAUAGGAUAGGAGGCAAAGCGCUCAGAUUUAUUAACACGUCACCGUCACAUAACCAAUGUAUCAAACACAUUCUCAAUACCCCAUUGCUACAUGCACUUCAUCAAUAUGCCACCACCCUGUACAGCAUGUCCAAUUCACCGAAAGAACACAAACUAUAAAAAAAAUUCAUAUUAUGAUAUCAUUAACCAAUGUCAUAUUCAUAAUUCCAAUAAAGAAACCUUUAUUUGGGAAGGGUGGGUGGGAAUUUAUAAAACGUGAAAUACCCUGCGAAUCUGAGCCUUUGAAUGGCACAUUCACGCAAAUACUGAUCCUUAAAUAACUAAUUCACUCAUGCGUACUAGCUGCUAUUUAAAUAACCAAUCACUAUGCAAUCAUUCACCCGUUCCAAAACACAACAUUCCACGUGUACAAACAAUGCUAAUGUACCCAUGAUAAAUACAUAUAUAACUUAGACUUUUGAAAUAUAUUGUAAUAGGCAUAAGGGGGGUGAAUAUAUUUUGUGACUGCACAUGCAUUUUAUUGUAUGUUAUAUUUACAUCUUAAAAUUCUGGGAUUAUUAACUGUUUUUAGCACAUGCUACUUGCUGUUUUCAUUUGCUAUCUUUAUAAAUGCUCUAAUUCAUUAUUCGGGAUACAUGCCACAAACAUCUGUAUAUGUUACUGAUUUUAUUCCACUGUACUUCACGUGAAUACACCUUUGCUUUCCUCAUUAUUGAUCAAGAUUUCUGGAGCUUUCGUAGUUGUAUACAUGCUGCCGACAUCAUGUACUGUUUAGCGAUAGUUUCGUAUUUUCAGUUUGAGAUAUAUAAAUGUGUAUUUAU